AUGCGAAUCGAAAGAAACAUUCGAUCAAGCGAUAUUCGUAUUCGUAUGCAAUAUUUGGAACAAUAUUUGGAAGGAGAGCCGAAGGAGUUGAUUAAGGGAUGUCACCAUAUGGAAGCUAAUGCGGGCUACGCUGAAUCUAAGAGGUUGCUGAAAGAGAAGUAUGGUGAUCCAUACAAAGUUUCAAAUGCAUAUUUGAAGAGAAUGACCGAUUGGCCCAUUCUAAGGUCUGGAGAUGACAACGCCCUGGAGAGAUUUGCAACGUUCCUGACACAAUGCCUGAGCGCAAUGGAAUCGUUAUCUUAUCUCAGUAUUUUGGACCAUCCACAAAACCUGCAGUGUUUAGUGAGAAAAUUGCCCUUCUAUUUACAAGGACGAUGGCGUAGAGAAGUGACUAAGAUAAGAGAAAAUGAUAAGAUCCCUAUGUUCAAACACGUCGCCACUUUCGUUAAAGCAGAAGCAAAGAUAGCAACUGAUCCCGUCUUUUCCCGGCAAGCGCUCGAUAAAAUUGGUCAAGAUGAUAAGGGUAAAGCCAAGAAAAUCCUGCCCUUUAAGUUAACAAGCAACACAACCGUGAUGAAUGAAAAAUCAGGUCGUCCACCCGGACACAGAUCAAGAGGAUGUAUCCAGAGACGAAUCUGCAAGACUUGUUCAGGUUGGCAUCCUACGGGGCUGCACGAUGAAAACUUUCGACCGAAGAGUAAAACAACUGAGGAAACCAAGAAGAAUGAGGACACCACCCCAAAAGGAAACCCUGAUGAGGACAAUCCUGCUGAUUCUGCGAAGAACUGUGCAUUUGCCGUCGCUGAUGAAGUUGCCUGUGAUGCGAGCAAGAUAGAAUUUUCGGUUGAAUCUAUGCCUAUCGUUCCUGUUCGGCUAAAGAGUAACAACAAAGAAAUAAUCACCUAUGCCAUGCUUGAUUCUUGCAGCACGGGUACCUUCAUCACAGAAGAGGCGCUCAAACGACUUGAUGGGAACGGAACGAACACAAGAGUAAUGAUUCGAACUAUGAAUGGACCAAGAAUGCACGAUACCAAGGUAGUAACCGGUCUAGUAGUAUCUGAUUUGAAUGGUGCAAAUACUAUCACCCUCCCGAAAGUCUUUACCAGAGACGAAAUUCCUGGAACCAAGAAUGAAAUACCACGUCCAGAAUUAUACAGUAAAUGGAAACAUCUGGAACGUGUAUCGGAGCAGGUUCCCCCGUAUUUGGCAGAUGUUAGGAUUGGUCUUCUUAUAGGAACGAACUGUCCCAAGGCUAUUGAACCGAGAGAUUUCGUCGCUAGUAGUAACGGAGGUCCCUUCGUGAUGCUGACCUUCGCUGGUUGGACCAUAGUUGGACCACUCUACAUGUCUAAUGAUGACCACUCAGUAGACUGUCACAGAAUAAUCGUCCAAGAGGUUGGAUCAAACAAGCCGUCAGAGCACCAUUUCAUGGUUGAAGAAUCCGUCAAAGAGUUGGUGACGCCCGAAGCAUUAAAUAAAAUGUUCGAGCUAGAUUUUAAUGAGCGACACUCCCAAAAGGAUCAGUAUUCUCAGGAAGAUAAAAGGUUCAUGGAGAAGAUGGAUCGUGAGACGAAGUAUGUGGAUGGACAUUAUGUGAUGCCACUGCCCUUCAGGAAUGAUGAUGUUCAUAUGCCAAUGAAUAAACAACAAGCCAUCGUUAGAGCCUACUGGUUAGAAAAAAAGCUAUCUAAGAACAGUAACUUUCAUCGAGAUUAUGUUAAGUUCAUGAACGAUAUCCUUGGAAAGGGGUAUGCUCGUAAAGUAUCCGAUGACUGUCCAGAAGGAAAACCAGGAAAGAUUUGGUAUCUACCCCAUCAUGGAGUGUACCACGCAAAAAAGCCUGAUAAAAUUUGUGUGGUGUUUGACUGCAGCGCUCGCUUCCAAGGAACAUCGCUGAAUGAUCAGUUAAUGCAAGGCCCGGAUCUGACAAAUUCUUUACUCGGCGUCCUCAUGAGAUUUCGAGAAGACGAAGCAGCAUUUAUGGCUGAUAUUGAGAGUAUGUUUCAUCAGGUUCGUGUCCAGGAAGAACAUUGA
Molecule: messenger RNA, 2034 nt
Organism: Dendronephthya gigantea
Lineage: Eukaryota; Metazoa; Cnidaria; Anthozoa; Malacalcyonacea; Nephtheidae
Exons: 2
Coding region: 1-2034 (677 amino acids)
Source: RefSeq, a predicted model, not a curated record